AAAGUCGGAAUUGUUGGUAAAUAUGGUACCCGAUAUGGUGCUUCUCUGAGGAAAACGGUAAAGAAGAUUGAAGUCAGCCAGCAUGCCACGUACAACUGCAAUUUUUGUGGAAAAGAAGCCUUAAAGCGCAAGGCAGCGGGUAUAUGGAAUUGCAAGCGAUGUGGGAAGGUGGUUGCUGGUGGAGCUUAUGUUUGCAGCACAACCGCUGCCGCUACGACGAGGGCGGCCAUCCGUCGUCUCCGAGAUACUAUUCGGACGUAG
This is a messenger RNA of Mesocestoides corti, 261 nucleotides long. The record is from the annotation of a GenBank genome assembly. Lineage: Eukaryota; Metazoa; Platyhelminthes; Cestoda; Cyclophyllidea; Mesocestoididae.